AUGGAAAGCUUCAGCGAAAAGGAAGGCAUUACCCUCCAUUCAUUUUAUGGUCGCACGAUUACUCGAUAUGAUAACGUUGUUGUGAAAACCGGCCAUCUUCGAUCUCACGAGGCACCAACCCUCCAGUUCAUAGCGACGGCAACGACGAUUCCUGUACCGAAAAUUCAUGACGUUCAUUACGACGGAGACAAAGUCGUGGCUAUUGUGAUGGAUUACAUACCAGGCAAGCGGCUUGAUGAAGCUUGGGACGAAUUAGACUCGCAUCAGAAACUCUCUAUUGCGAAUGAACUCCAUUCCUAUAUGGAGCAACUCCGUGCUUUGAAAGGGGAUUAUAUUGGAGCAAUCAACCGCGGCCAAGCUAUUAUUGGUCAAAUUGCUUCUAUUGAAGGUGGCCCUUUUGAUUCCGAGCAGCAAUUCAACGAGUUUAUCCUGGGGGAUAUGAUCAAGUCUGUGCCUGAUUUAUUGCGGCAUUACGCCAAAUUUGCACUUUCAGAUCACCAUCAGAUCGUCUUUACUCAUGCCGAUUUUGCUCCCCGGAACAUCAUCGUCGAGGGAGGCCGUGUGAUGGCUAUUGUUGACUGGGAAUAUGCGGGCUGGUAUCCAGAACAUUGGGAAUACGUUCAAGCGCUUCGAGAACUGAAGCCGAUGCCAGACUGGCCCGAGUAUUUGGCUCGAAUUCUUCCUCCCCGAUUUGAGAAGGAAUACAUAGGGUUGUCAUUCCUGGCUCGUCUGAUGCGCCAUUAA
Messenger RNA from Penicillium chermesinum, 744 nucleotides. RefSeq names its product aminoglycoside phosphotransferase family protein. The record is from RefSeq and is a predicted model, not a curated record. NCBI's taxonomy places the organism in Eukaryota, Fungi, Ascomycota, Eurotiomycetes, Eurotiales, Aspergillaceae. The transcript has a single exon. Bases 1 to 744 code for a protein of 247 amino acids.